AUGGCCAUGGCAUCCCCGACCCCAAUGGGAUCAUCCCAUUACGCAUCGCUGAGGCGGCCAGCCUCAAGACAGAACUUCAAGCCACCAAUACAAAGACCGCAAUUGUAUCGUAGCGACCCGGUGUCCUCGGUGGCCCAUGUGCGGACGUAUUCCAUGAACGAUAGCUCCGACGACGAGACCCCCCUGCCGAUGAUGAAGUUUUCGGCCUUGACAAACGCCCUACUGAAUGAUGCCACGCCCGCAGUCGAAGUGUCACUACCACAUACAGCGAAGACUACGCCAGAGUCGACGGAUGGAGGGUUCCAAUUCAAGGCGGGGGGUGCGGGCCUCAACGCAGACAAGCUAUCACCAGUGGGCACUAGGGUCAAGAGUCCACAUAAGAGACGAGUUGUGCGAUUGAGCACCACGCCUGGUUCUUCGAAUAUGCGAAGGACAUCCUCAGGAUCAAAUGCAUCGCGGUGGCAGAACGAAAAGUCUUCCGAGAAGGCCAAGGUCGAGAGCCCGUUGGACUUGAGUACACCAGCUCAAGUCCCCCGGAAGGUUCGCAUACCCGCCUCUAACUCUGGAAACCAUGGGGCAUCAGCAGGAUCUUCAGGGAAACAUUCGUAUAGGACGGAAUCGGCAUCGAAGAAUGACGAAGAGGAGAUUGAGCCUCAAGAUUAUCCCUCGACUGUCGCGAAAGCCCAGCUGGCGACGAGCCAAGGGAGUGUAUCAAAAUAUGGACCUUCGACGAUUGGACGCACACGUUUCGGUGAAAAUGCUGGACUACAAAGUUCCAUGCGAGUGAAGAGAAUUGGGACCGGGAACUUUUUGAGUGGUCCCGCUCGGCGAGGGAGAAGACGGAUGGAGGACGAGGAACAAAGCCCAGUUGAAGAGCAUGGUGAUGGCUUGGACUCCGCACCCUCGAGUCAAGAGCCUCAGAGCCAGGAGUCGCAAGCACCCGAAUCACAGAAUCGAGAAGCAGGCUCCAGCGAGGAGUCAAAGCCAAACAAGGCGUCGUUCUAUGCUUCCUCGGCAUACAGAGAUUUUGCUUCCGGGAGUCCUAUCAGUUCAAAAGAUGCUCUGAACUCUAUCCUGAGAUCAACAUCACCACCACCCCCUACACUGGCUAGCUCUCAGCGGGUAGCUUCCUCACAGGCACAAGCAGCUCCGCCAGCUGUCCAGCCAGUCUUCAAAGUCCCAGCUCCCAGGCCGGACUUACCUUCAGCACACGACCAAGAAAACGAGGCACCUCCAACAUUCAAGAGAAACAAGCAGGCCCCGUUGAUACACCUUGAUAAAUUGGAAAAAGUUCCUGUUCGUCCGGAGAGCGUAGACCUGGACAUUUUACGGGCAUCCACUCCCUCGAAGAGACGGCCAUUGACACUCAGGAGCCAAAACACCCCUCGACGACCUGCACCGCCGCCUCCACCGCCUAAAAUGUCAAUCUUAGAUGCCGCGACCAGUACUGCUGGUGCUGCCACGGCUUCUCACGCAGGCGGGAAGAGGAAUAAGAUGAAGGUUAACGGAAAGAUCUAUACCAGAUUGGAUUGCAUUGGUCGUGGUGGAAGUUCCCGGGUUUACAGAGUGAUGGCGGAGAAUUCGAAGUUCUUUGCUCUGAAGCGGGUUUCUCUCGAAGACGCGGACGAGUCAGCAGUCAGAGGCUUUAAGGGCGAGAUUGAUUUGCUUAAGAAGCUUGAAGGAGUGGAAAGAGUUAUCCGUCUAUGGGACUUUGAGCUGAACGAGGAAAAGUCUACAUUGACUGUUUUGAUGGAAAUGGGAGAACUGGAUAUGAACAAGAUGCUCGAAAUGCGCUUGAAGUCCGACAACGCCAAAUUCGACCCCAGCUUCGUCCGCCACUAUUGGAAAGAAAUGCUCGAGUGUCUAAAAGCAAUCCACGAGCACGACAUUGUGCACUCCGACCUGAAGCCACACAAUUUUGUCCUGGUCCAAGGCCGACUAAAACUGAUCGAUUUCGGCAUCGCCAACGCCAUCCAAACCGACGAGACCGUAAACGUCCACAGAGAAACGCAAAUCGGUACCCCAAAUUACAUGUCCCCUGAGUCCCUGAUGGACUCGAACGCAAAACCUGAUUCAAGAGGCCGUAUCCCCAACGAGCCACGACUAAUGAAACUCGGGAAACCCAGCGACGUGUGGAGUCUAGCGUGCAUUCUCUACCAAAUGGUUUACGGCCGCGCACCCUUCGCCCACAUCCCCAACCAGAUGCAACGGUGUCAAGCUAUCAUCAACUUCAACUACGAAAUCGAAUAUCCCUCUCUGGGCGUUGGGUCGGUGCCUGUGCCUUCUUCUCUCAUCAAGACGCUCAAGAAAUGUCUCAACAGAGAUCAGUUUCAACGGCCUUCGGCGGAGCAACUGCUGAGUGACAGAGAUCCGUUUUUGAAUCCGGUUGAUUACGACGAGGCAUUACCUAUUACAGAAGACUUGCUGGGCCGUAUAUUGGCUAGUGUGAUGGAUCGGUGUAACAAGCAGCCGCCUACUAACGACCAGCUGACGAAGACAUGGCCGAAGGCUUAUUUCGAUCGGCUGCGCCAAAAGAUGGCGGAGGGGAUAGAGUUAUAA
This is a messenger RNA of Drepanopeziza brunnea f. sp. 'multigermtubi' MB_m1, 2559 nucleotides long. RefSeq lists its product as uncharacterized. NCBI's taxonomy places the organism in Eukaryota, Fungi, Ascomycota, Leotiomycetes, Helotiales, Drepanopezizaceae. Gene Ontology annotation, biological process: mitotic spindle assembly checkpoint signaling; chromosome segregation; peptidyl-serine phosphorylation. Gene Ontology annotation, molecular function: protein serine/threonine kinase activity; ATP binding; protein serine/threonine/tyrosine kinase activity. Gene Ontology annotation, cellular component: kinetochore; nucleus. The record is from RefSeq and is a predicted model, not a curated record.